Thunnus maccoyii (southern bluefin tuna) is the source of this 1425-nucleotide messenger RNA. RefSeq names its product SH3 and cysteine-rich domain-containing protein 3-like. Gene Ontology annotation, biological process: positive regulation of voltage-gated calcium channel activity; positive regulation of protein localization to plasma membrane; skeletal muscle contraction. Lineage: Eukaryota; Metazoa; Chordata; Actinopteri; Scombriformes; Scombridae. The record is from RefSeq and is a predicted model, not a curated record. Gene Ontology annotation, molecular function: protein binding. The transcript is spliced from 12 exons. Gene Ontology annotation, cellular component: extrinsic component of cytoplasmic side of plasma membrane. The coding region runs from base 34 to 1068 and encodes 344 amino acids.
GAGGGACUAAACCUCGACUGACCAAACUACACCAUGGCUCAUUAUGACUCGUUGGAUGACAAGGACUCUGUGGAUAUUCAUGACAACCCCCCUCUCCCUGAUAACGUGGUGAAAGAGGAGGACAACACGGUGUAUUUCAUCUAUGAUGAGGAGGUAGAAGAAGAAGAGAAAGAUGAACCACCUCCUCCGGAACCAAUCAAACCAGUCAACGACAGACCUCACAAGUUCAAGGACCACUACUGCAAGAAACCAAAGUUUUGUGAUGUCUGCGCACGAAUGAUAGUUUUGAACAAUAAGUUUGCAUUGCGAUGUAAGAACUGCAAAACCAGCAUCCACCACCAGUGUCAGUCCUACGUAGAGUUCCAGAGGUGUUUUGGCAAAAUUCCACCUGGAUUCAGAAGAGCCUACAGCUCUCCUCUGUACAGCAGUCAGCAGAAUGCCACAGUCUCACAGCUGCUGCCCUUUUCACAGUCAAACCGCACUGACCCUGUGUUUGAGACACUGCGUAUUGGUGUGAUCAUGGCCAACAAGGAGCGUAAAAAAGGGUCAGAGGACAAGAAGAAUAUGAUGAUGAUGGAAGAAGAAGAGUCUCAGCCCAAACAGGAGGAGGAAGGAGGUGAAGGAGCAAACCCAGAAGGAGACAAGAGGGGAGACAAGACUCCUGCAGAUGACAAGAGUAAAAAGCUCCAGCCAGGGAAGAUCGGUGUGUUCAGCCAGUCUCACUAUUAUCUGGCUCUCUACCGCUUCAAGGCCAUAGAGAAAGAUGACCUGGAUGUGCAUCCUGGUGACCGCAUCACAGUGAUAGAUGACUCCAAUGAGGAGUGGUGGAGGGGGAAGAUCAGAGAGAGAACAGGCUUCAUCCCUGCCAACUACAUCAUCCGUGUGCGAUCAGGAGAGAGGGUCUACAAGGUGACGCGCUCCUUUGUCGGCAACAGAGAGAUGGGCCAAAUCACUCUGAAGAAAGACCAGAUUGUGGUGAAGAAGGGUGAGGAAGUUAAUGGCUACCUGAAGGUCAGUACAGGACGGAAACUCGGCUUCUUCCCCGCCAACCUGCUGCAGGAGAUCUGAGGGGAGGCACCAGACAUCUGGUCGAAGCUGCUCCCAUCCCAGUUUCAUCACCUGCUGCAGCUCACAUGACUGUUUGUCAUCCAAAGCAGCAAUAACACCUUUACUUGAAUUUUAAUUUUAACACAUGCUGGUAUUGUUCAUUUGUAAACUUCACGUCACCUUACAAAGCCUGUGUACAGAAUGCAUUGCGAUGAAUUUACUUAAUAUGCAAAGGGAAUUAAAUAACUGAAUAUAAAUAAUAGCAAAAUACACCAAAUAGUUUAUGUAAAAUGAACAGAUGCAGACAUUUUUUCUGUUCAUACAGGUGUUUUGUAAGCAGGUUAUAUACACUGAUUUUAUUAUUUGGCACAUUUUGCA